CAAUACGGUACCCACUUUCGAUUUUAUGUACAACAGAUCCAUUACAGCGUAACCAAGAUUUUCCGAUGCCUCAUAUCCCUCUGAACAUUCUGAACAUUCUGAAUAUUCUAAACAUGUGCCAUCUGGGCCACGACUCCUGACGAAACCCUUCUAUUCACCUGUACAUUUCCCACCACUUAAUUGAUUCCGUUUCUUUGCCCUAUUAUGAUCGCUUCUGCGGUAUUCUAGGCUAUUCAUUCUUUGACAUCAUUCUCUCGAAGUAGACACGAACUUGGGGCGGUAGACCUUUUGGUGAAGUUAAUGAAUAUAAAACAGCAACUACCAUAAUGGCCAUCGCGAGGCCCGUCCGCGCUCUUGCGCUAGCUGUCUUCAUAGUUUGUUGUUUUUUCCUAUACACGAUAUGGCGCCCGGCUUCUGGCGUGCCCAGCAUAAAGACUUCUGCCGACUUUCACGGUACCAUCGAAAGGGAUCCUAAUCUGGAUCCCACAGGAGAACCCGAAGGUAAACUCGUCCGCGCAAUCGAAGGGGGGUACGCUCCCGGCAUCGCCGGUACCUCGAGAAUCAAUGCGACGAUCCUAACGCUAGUACGAAACGAGGAGCUAGAUGGAAUAUUGCAGUCGAUGCAGGACUUGGAACGAACAUGGAACUCCAAAUUCAAUUAUCCGUGGACAUUCUUCAACGACGUCCCCUUUACCGAGGAAUUCAAGCGAAGGACACGAGCGGCGACCAAGGCUGAAACGCGAUAUGAACUUAUCCCGAAUGAACACUGGGAUACACCGUCUUGGAUCAAUGACGACUUGUACAAGGAAUCAGUCAAGAUUCUCGAGGAGAAUGAAGUUCAAUAUGCCGACAAAAUCUCGUACCACAAGAUGUGCCGAUGGAACAGUGGACUUUUCUAUAAGCAUCCUGCGCUAAAAGACAUGCAGUACUACUGGCGUGUCGAACCCAAUGUCCAUUUCUUCUGCGACGUGGACUAUGACGUAUUUCGUUAUAUGCAGGACAAUAACAAGACAUACGGUUUCACCAUCACCCUCUACGAUGCUCCCAAGUCGAUUCCGACUUUAUGGCCGGAGACAACCAAAUUCAUCACGCAGCAUCCCGAAUAUCUACACGAGAACAGGGCCGAGCAGUGGUUGACUGAUAAGCAACGGCGUCCUAUCCACUGGGAACAGGCAAAUGGUUAUUCGACAUGCCACUUCUGGACUAACUUCGAGAUCGCGGAUAUGAAUUUCUGGCGAAGCCAGGCAUACGAAGACUAUUUCAACCACUUAGAUCGUGCUGGUGGCUUCUUCUAUGAAAGAUGGGGUGAUGCGCCUGUGCACAGUAUAGCACUUGGUCUGUUCGAGGACAAGAGCAAGGUCCAUUGGUUCCGCGACAUCGGAUACCAGCAUAUUCCUUUCUUUAAUUGCCCUAACUCACCAAAAUGCAGAGGCUGCGUUACUGGUCGUCUAACUGAUGGCGAGAACUGGUUGCAUAAAGAAGACUGCCGACCUAACUGGUUUAAAGUCGCUGGAAUGGGUUGAAUGUGACAUUGAAAGGAAGGUUUUAGGAUACGUGAAAAACAAUGGCUGCACGAUAUUGUCCGAUGCUGUACUAAUGUCUGGGAAAUCCCAUUAUGGAUAAGGAUGGCAUGGUGGCAUGGUGGCAUGCGGUGUUCGGCGUAGAAGGAGAGCUGUUUUCUCGGGUUGGCAUGGUAAAAAUCAACCAACUAUUUUUUUUUUUUUUUUUUUUU
Messenger RNA from Daldinia decipiens, 1732 nucleotides. Its product is annotated as glycosyltransferase family 15 protein. Gene Ontology annotation, biological process: cell wall mannoprotein biosynthetic process; protein O-linked glycosylation; protein N-linked glycosylation. Gene Ontology annotation, cellular component: membrane; Golgi apparatus. The coding region runs from base 327 to 1523 and encodes 398 amino acids. Gene Ontology annotation, molecular function: alpha-1,2-mannosyltransferase activity. The transcript is spliced from 4 exons. Lineage: Eukaryota; Fungi; Ascomycota; Sordariomycetes; Xylariales; Hypoxylaceae. The record is from RefSeq and is a predicted model, not a curated record.